AUGGGGUCUAAAAAGAAAACUAAAGAAAAGAAGAAGGAUUUCAUCAAGCAGAGACUCAAGGUCGGAAAGGAUAAACCAAAGGCCCUGAAUCAUACCGAUGUCUCGUUUACUGCCAAAUCAAUCUCAAUACCUCGCCAAUCGGUGUUGGAUGUGAAAACCAACGAGGCAGAAUUCGCAAAGAAUAUCAGCUUGACACGCCAUGCCACUCCUCAGGUCCGGAAAGAAGCAGUGUUGUUUCUUGCAAAGCAUUGGCGUUCGCAUCCUACAAUGCUCGCCGCGGUCAUCAGCUCGAUUGCCAAGCUUAUACUUGAUCAGUCUGGUUCGGUUCGUGGGGAAGUCUUGAAGCUUUUGAAAACUUUACCCUCCGCUAGUGUGCAAUUGCAUUAUACUGUGCUUGUGUUGUACGUACAGAGUGCCAUGACCCACAUUGGGGCCCUGGUGCGCCAUGAUUCUUCAAAAUUCUUGGAGGUUUUAAUGGAAGAUGGAGGUUGUGGAAAGUUGCUUGUUGACAAUCAUUGGAUCAAGCUACUGAGAUGUUUUUUCAGUUUGUUACAUUGGCCAAUCAAUGCCGCAGGGGUAGGGUUGGCGGUGACCGUUGGGAGUAGUGCUGGCGGAGGAGGAGGAGGUCAAGCGGCAAGAACCGCCAGAGUGAGACAUUUACAAGUACUUGGGAAAUUUAUUGAACAAGGCGCGGUGGAAGUGAAGAGUAUUGAUACAGAGGCCGGUCAGAUUGAGGCGGAAGGUCCUCAUGUCCUGACCCAAUGCUACGUUACCCCAGACGUUCCUGGACCUUUCCAGCAUUUGCGAUUAUUUGCUAGGGCGGUGAAUAUCGAAGGGGAUUUGAAUAAUAUGAGAUUCGAAGAUGUACUAGUGAGACGUAAGGUUCUUGUUGAUGUAUUCACUGAAAGAAUGAUGAAGGAACUCCGCAGUAUUGUCAAGGAAGGUGGAGAAGUCGGGAGAGUAGCGAACAGUCUAAGUGUAAUGAUGGAGAGAGUGAUGGAAGACGAAAAGAAUUAUCAGCAGAGUAUUGGUGCAAGUUGA
Saccharomycopsis crataegensis is the source of this 1041-nucleotide messenger RNA. RefSeq names its product Ipi1p (gene IPI1). The transcript has a single exon. Gene Ontology annotation, biological process: rRNA processing. Gene Ontology annotation, cellular component: nucleus. The record is from RefSeq and is a predicted model, not a curated record. The coding region runs from base 1 to 1041 and encodes 346 amino acids. Lineage: Eukaryota; Fungi; Ascomycota; Saccharomycetes; Ascoideales; Saccharomycopsidaceae.